Molecule: messenger RNA, 909 nt
Organism: Rotaria socialis
Lineage: Eukaryota; Metazoa; Rotifera; Eurotatoria; Philodinida; Philodinidae
Source: the annotation of a GenBank genome assembly
AUGGAAGCUUUACAAGAAAAAGCCAAAUUAGCUGAUGAACGUAUACAACAAUUGAAAUCACUUAUUGCUACUAUUGGUACGCGACAACUUGAUCCAGUAGUAUAUAUUCGUGGACUUCAAGAUCAAAAUACAAAAUUAAAAGCACGAGUACAAAGUCUCGUUGACGAAUUACUUACAUUAGAAAAUCAACGAGGAGUAAAACAACAAUAUGAUUUUACGAACAAAGUUCCCAAGGCUCCUAUUCAAUCAGUUGCUCAACCAGAAAAGCCAGUUGAAGCUCCAAAACCAGUUGUUGAAGCUGCUGCUGCUGCUGCUGCAGCUCCUAGUAACGAUCAACAAGAAGCUAAAGAUAAAAAAGAAAAGAAAAAGAAACCGGCUAAAGAAGAAAAAUCAGGAAAAACACCUGCUAAUACUGCAAUCGAUAUAACACGAUUUGAUUUACGUGUUGGAAAAAUUGUUUCAGCUGAAAAACAUCCUGAUGCAGAUUCUUUAUAUGUUGAACAAAUCGAUGUUGGUGAAGGAAAACCACGAACGAUAUGCAGUGGUCUUGUUAAUCAUAUGCCAUUAAGUGAUCUUGAUCAAAAACUUGUCGUCAUCUUAUGUAAUUUAAAACCAGCGAAAAUGCGUGGUAUUAUGUCGGAAGGCAUGGUUAUGUGCGCAUCAACACCAGAUAAAGUUGAAUUACUUCAGCCACCAAGUGAUUGUAAACCAGGCGAUCGAAUCGAAUGCGAAGGUUAUGAUUGUUCAUCACCGGAUGCUCAAAUUAAAAAAGAACUAUCCGAUCAAAUUCUACCUGGUAUGAGUACAAAUGAUAAAGGCGAAGCAACAUUCAAAGGUGUCUUAUGGAAAAUAGCUGGUAUUACUGGUGUUGUCAAAUCUACAAGUCUCACCAAUGUACCUAUUAAAUAA